CCCCCCCACGCGCAGCUGGAGCGGAGCCCGACGGUGUGGGGCAACCUGGGAAAGGAGCCGGCGUCGCUUGCGCCCCGCCCGGACACCGCCGCUGCGAGUGCGCGCGGCUCUCCGGCUUGACUGAGCGGCGCCGGAUCGGGAUCGGGCCGGCGAGAAUCCUCGCGAGCUUGGGGAGCUAGGAUGCCUGGGAGCGGCGGCGCAGCCAACUCGGCCGCCGCCCGCCCGGGGGAAGGUCGGCCGCCGCUGCCGCUCCACCCGGAGGAGAAGGACGACGAGGAGGCGCGCCAGGCUCCCGGGGUCGGCGGGGGGCGUGAGGGGGCCGCCGGGUGCUGAGCCGCCCGCUCUCGCCUCUUUUGUCCCGGCUUCAGAGGAGUCCUGGUUCCCGUGGCGGUGGGCCUGCUGGGGCGGGCCAUGUAUCCGCAGGGGCGGCACCCGGGCCCCCACCAGCCUGGCUUUAAAUUCACAGUGGCUGAAUCCUGUGACAGGAUUAAGGACGAGUUCCAGUUUCUGCAGGCCCAGUACCACAGUCUGAAAGUGGAGUAUGACAAGCUUGCAAAUGAAAAGACGGAAAUGCAGCGCCACUAUGUCAUGUACUAUGAAAUGUCUUACGGGUUGAACAUUGAAAUGCACAAGCAGACAGAGAUUGCCAAGAGACUCAACACGAUUCUUGCCCAAAUCAUGCCUUUUCUAUCACAAGAGCACCAGCAGCAAGUGGCUCAGGCAGUUGAGCGGGCCAAGCAGGUGACCAUGACGGAGCUGAAUGCCAUUAUUGGGCAGCAGCAGCUCCAGGCCCAGCACCUCUCCCACACCCCUCACGGGCCCCAGGUACAGCUGCCACCUCACCCAUCAGGCCUGCCACCCCCAGGAAUGCCCACUAUCACAGGGAGCAGUUCGGGGCUCUUGGCCCUCGGGGCCUUCGGCAGCCAAGCACACUUGGCUGUGAAAGACGAGAAGCAUCUGCACGAUUUGGACCCUCGAGACCGUGACUCCAGUGCGAACACCUCCAUUUCCCCAUUGGAGAGCCUGCGUGCCGGUGAGAAGCAUAGGGGCUGCUCAGACUAUGCCGGCAUUGAGCCCAAAAAGCGGAAGGCGGAGGAGAAGGAGGGCUUGAGCCGCUAUGAUAGUGAUGGUGACAAGAGUGAUGACCUGGUGGUCGAUGUCUCCAAUGAGGAUCCGGCCACCCCCCGGGUGAGCCCCGCCCACUCACCUCCAGAGAAUGGGCUGGAUAAAUCCCGUGGACUGAAGAAGGAUGCCCCUAGCAGCCCAGCCUCCAUUGCCUCCUCCAGCAGUAUCCCUUCUUCCAAGACGAAAGACCAG
Thamnophis sirtalis is the source of this 1317-nucleotide messenger RNA. The record is from RefSeq and is a predicted model, not a curated record. NCBI's taxonomy places the organism in Eukaryota, Metazoa, Chordata, Lepidosauria, Squamata, Natricidae.